AUGUAUUCAUCUGCCACGUUUGCGUUGAAAAAACAGUAUCAAAUAAACGAAGUUGAUCCUUACAUAGUCGCUUCCCGGUUUGCCACAUAUACCCCUUUCUUUAAUCUGAACUAUUUUGCACUGGCCGCAAAGGAGCAUCAGAGAUUAAUGACGAUUGCUGAUACCAUACCUCACUACGAGCUGAUGAUUACAGACAAUAAUAUUGAUGAAUUUGUACUGAUCAUCGGUGAAUCAGCAAGGACUGACAACAUGUCCAUUUACGGGUAUUCGCGCCCAACCACACCAGAGCUUCAGAAACAGAAAUCACGGACUGAAACUGUUCACUCAGGCAAUCAGUGGCGCACCUUACACUGCGCUGGCUGUUCCUCUGGCGUUAUCUGCCGAUAG
This is a messenger RNA of Cooperia oncophora, 387 nucleotides long. NCBI's taxonomy places the organism in Eukaryota, Metazoa, Nematoda, Chromadorea, Rhabditida, Trichostrongylidae. The record is from the annotation of a GenBank genome assembly.